AUGCCACCAACAACAGUAUUGGAACCACUUGAUUUAAUUAGACUAUCAUUGGAUGAACAGGUUUAUAUUAAACUGAAGGGAGAUCGUGAAUUGCGAGGAACUUUACAUGCUUACGAUCAACAUUUAAAUAUGGUCCUCGGAAAUGUCGAAGAAACUAUACAUGAAAUUGACAUUGAUAAGGAAACAAACGAACAACAAAUGAAGAGUACUACUCGUAAAAUUGGAAUGCUAUUCUUGAGAGGAGAUGGUGUGAUAUUAGUUGUCAAUUCUGCUCUUCGUUCUCUUUAA
Molecule: messenger RNA, 288 nt
Organism: Naegleria gruberi
Lineage: Eukaryota; Heterolobosea; Eutetramitea; Acrasida; Naegleriidae
Exons: 3
Coding region: 1-288 (95 amino acids)
Biological process (GO): mRNA splicing, via spliceosome; P-body assembly
Cellular component (GO): precatalytic spliceosome; catalytic step 2 spliceosome; Lsm1-7-Pat1 complex
Molecular function (GO): RNA binding
Source: RefSeq, a predicted model, not a curated record